Molecule: messenger RNA, 10435 nt
Organism: Sander lucioperca (pikeperch)
Lineage: Eukaryota; Metazoa; Chordata; Actinopteri; Perciformes; Percidae
Product: voltage-dependent T-type calcium channel subunit alpha-1I-like
Exons: 35
Coding region: 285-7109 (2274 amino acids)
Biological process (GO): sodium ion transmembrane transport; neuronal action potential; positive regulation of calcium ion-dependent exocytosis
Cellular component (GO): voltage-gated sodium channel complex; plasma membrane; neuron projection
Molecular function (GO): low voltage-gated calcium channel activity; voltage-gated sodium channel activity
Source: RefSeq, a predicted model, not a curated record
AGGAGCCAGGUGAUGGAGAGAUGUUUUUUUCUUUUUCUUAUGCUGUUUUUUACAGCAGCAGAAUUGACGGUAUCACAGUAUGAGUGCACUAAAUGCUGAUUUCCCAUCUAUACAUAAAACUGCUUUACGUUCCAGCAAAUGUAAUCCACAUCACUCAGUUCCAAUAUAUGUUAUAUUCAUAACAUUGAUGUAUAAUAAAAACCAUACAUAUUGUGUUUGAUUUGAGACAGGCGUGUGCAUCUAUCCAUCCAUACAGCCCAGUUGAAAACGUAUACAGUGUGUGUAUGGCUGUGUAUUUCUCCUCAGCUGCUAUGCUCCUUAACCCCAGUCCUGUUAAUACGUGGUUCGAGAGGAUUAGCAUCAUGGUGAUCCUGCUCAACUGCGUGACACUGGGCAUGUACCAGCCCUGUGAGAACAUCGACUGCACCUCGGACCGCUGCCAGAUACUGCAGGCCUUUGAUGCAUUCAUCUACAUCUUCUUUGCAUUGGAGAUGGUGGUAAAGAUGGUGGCUCUUGGGAUCUUUGGCCGUCGCUGUUACCUGGGAGACACCUGGAACAGGCUGGACUUCUUUAUCGUCAUGGCUGGGAUGGUAGAGUACUCACUGGACCUGCAGAACAUCAACCUGUCGGCCAUUCGGACAGUGCGGGUCCUUCGGCCACUCAAAGCCAUCAACAGAGUGCCAAGUAUGCGUAUCCUGGUGAACCUGCUGCUAGACACUCUACCCAUGCUAGGCAAUGUGCUGCUGCUCUGCUUCUUCGUCUUCUUCAUCUUUGGCAUCAUCGGCGUGCAGCUGUGGGCGGGGCUACUGAGGAAUCGCUGCUACCUGGAGGAGAACUUCACCCUCUCUUCAGGUAUGACCCCACCUGCUCCGUACUACCAGCCUGAGGAGAAUGAUGAACGCCCCUUCAUCUGCUCCCUGGCAUCUGAUAAUGGCAUCAUGUCAUGUGCUGAUGUGCCGGCAAGACGCGAAGGAGGACGCACAUGCUGCAUGGACAGGGAGGACGCGCUCCACAGACAGGCUCUGGGCUUGAGUCCUGAGCCACUGGCUAACGGUAGUGGUGCCGGUGAAGCAGUGGGUCUUUGCAUCAACUGGAACCAGUAUUACACUCGAUGCCACACAGGAAGUGGUAACCCCCACAAAGGUGCCAUCAACUUUGACAACAUUGUCUACGCCUGGAUCGUGAUCUUUCAGGUGAUCACUCUGGAGGGCUGGGUGGAGAUCAUGUAUUAUGUAAUGGAUGCCCAUUCCUUCUACAACUUCAUCUACUUCAUUUUACUCAUCAUUAUUGGUUCAUUCUUCAUGAUCAACCUGUGCCUGGUAGUUAUUGCCACCCAGUUCUCGGAGACCAAACAGCGGGAACACCAGCUGAUGCAGGAGCAAAGGGCGCAGUGUCUGUCCUCCUCCACCCUGGCCAGCAUGGCUGAGCCGGGAGAUUGCUACGAGGAGAUAUUCCAGCUGGUUUGCCAUGUCCUUCGCAAGGCCAAGAGGAGAUCGGCAGCUCUCUACUACACUCUGAGGGGCAAACCCCCACCACCUGGUGGAGGCAGGGGUUACAGGCGUGGUGGAGGGAAUGUGAACGGAGAGCGGCAUCAUUCCAGGCACCCAAAAACAUCCCACUGUCCGCACCAGAGCAAGCAAGACCACAGCUCUCAGCCACUAGCCAACUCCAUCAGUCUGCCUGUCCCUCAGAACCCUGAGGACUGCCCUAUAUGUGCAUUAUCACUGAAAGAGGGGACGAGGGCUGUGGGAGACUCCGCCAACAGGGAGGAAGAUAAUGAGGAUGCAGUGAAAGAGACGGGCAAGGAGGAGAACCAUCUAGAGGAGAGGGGAGAUGGAGAGAGGAAGAGGAAGAGGACAUGCUUUGGACAUUGUAAAGACAUUUGGAAUGAUAUGAGGAGGAAACUGUGGGGCAUUGUAGAGAGCAAGUACUUCAGCAGGGGCAUUAUGAUCGCUAUUCUCAUCAAUACCAUCAGUAUGGGCAUCGAGCAUCAUAACCAGCCCGAAGAGCUGACCAAUGUCCUGGAGAUCUGCAACAUUGUCUUCACCAGCAUGUUCACCUUGGAGAUGGUGCUCAAGCUGACUGCUUUUGGCUUCUUUGAGUACCUGAGGAACCCCUAUAACAUCUUUGAUGGCAUUAUUGUCAUCAUCAGUGUGUGUGAGAUCAUCGGCCAGGCAGACGGCGGCCUGUCAGUGCUGAGGACCUUCAGGCUGCUGAGGGUCAUUAAGCUGGUGAGGUUCAUGCCUGCGCUGAGGCGGCAGCUGGUGGUGCUGAUGAAGACUAUGGACAACGUGGCCACUUUCUGUAUGCUGCUUAUGCUCUUCAUCUUUAUCUUCAGUAUCCUGGGGAUGCACAUCUUUGGUUGUAAGUUCAGUCUGAAGACAGAGGCUGGAGACACAGUGCCUGACAGGAAGAACUUUGACUCCCUGCUCUGGGCCAUUGUCACGGUCUUCCAGAUUCUGACUCAGGAGGACUGGAACAUGGUUCUGUACAAUGGGAUGGCAUCCACCUCGCCCUUUGCGGCUCUCUACUUCGUAGCUCUUAUGACAUUUGGAAACUAUGUGCUCUUCAAUUUACUGGUGGCCAUCUUGGUUGAGGGUUUCCAGGCUGAGGGUGAUGCAAACCGCUCUUACUCGGACGAUGACAGGUCUUCCUGUAAUUUUGAGGAGAAUGAUAAGCAGAAAGACUCUCUGCAUCUCUCAGACCCAAAGAUCUGUACAUUAACCCCUAAUGGGCACCUGGACUUGUCCCCACUGCCCCAUGGACUGUUUCCAGGAGAAAGGUUGACCUUUGCUCUUGGUUCCAGGAGGAACAGUGUUAUUUCUCUUGGCAGGGCCAACUUGGAGCAGAGGGCUAUGUAUCCAGGUCGAAGUUACCACAACUGGGGCCGCCCUCUGCCUACCCAGCCUCAGGCCUUGUGGGCCCGUCGUUCCAGCUGGAACAGCCUGGGGGGAUGCCGCCCCUGCUCCUCCUCUUCUCCCUCCGCUAGUCCAGCCUUCACCCCCACCUCUGCAAGGCCCUUCUAUGGCUAUGGCCUGGGGGGUCUUGGCGGAGUAGUCGGAGGAAGCCUUCGUAUCCGGGGUCCCCGUGCCUCUUCAUCCCCGCACCGUCAUCUCCAUCAUGUCCACCCGGAUGAGGAGGAGUCUCUCCUCUCUCCUCCCGCUGUUGCUCCACGUUCUCUUCACCUUCCCCACCCUAUGCUCCCGGGCCACUUUGUACCCAGGAGGGACCGCAGAGCUCUAUCACUAGAGCUGCCCCACCUACUGCAGGUCCCAGGACCCCCGCACCCUCCACUGCCACCACACCACCCGCUGCCCUCUAUUACACUCCAUGCUCAUCACAGGAAGAAGAGCUUCUCUGGGGGGAUGGUAAUCAGUGGAGGUGGUGUUGGUGGGCUCGACAGUCUGGGUGGCUUAGGAGGGGUACACCAAGACUGUAAUGGGAAAACUCCUCUGUCUCAGCAUCUCCAGCCCCCUCCUAGACACCACACUGAGCACUCUGGAGGGGCGAACCCCCAGAGCCAACUGAUGGCCGACGUCUUCCCCCAGGUUAACACACGCAGCAAGGACCGGGAGGACCUGGACGAUGACAUUGAAUAUAGCUUGUGCUUCCGCAUCCAGAAGAUGUUAGAAGCGUACAAACCAGACUGGUGUGAGAGCAGAGAAGACUGGUCCGUCUUCCUAUUCUCCCCACGGAACAAGUUCAGACAGAUAUGCCAGUCCAUCAUAGCCCAUAAGCUGUUUGACUAUGUGGUGUUGGCCUUCAUCUUCUCCAACUGCAUUACAGUAGCUCUGGAGAGGCCCAAAAUACUACAGGGCAGCUUGGAAAGAGUCUUUCUCACCAUCUCCAACUACAUCUUUACUGCCAUCUUUGUGAGCGAGAUGACACUUAAGGUGGUUUCCAUGGGUUUGUAUGUGGGUGAGCAGGCUUAUCUGCGGAGCAGCUGGAACAUUCUGGAUGGCUUCUUGGUUUUUGUGUCUUUGAUUGACAUUGUCGUGUCCAUGGCGGGUGGGGCCAAGAUCCUUGGUGUGCUUCGAGUCCUCAGGCUGCUCAGAACUUUGCGUCCCCUCAGGGUGAUUAGCAGAGCUCCAGGUCUAAAGCUGGUAGUGGAGACACUCAUCACCUCCCUCAAACCCAUUGGCAACAUUGUUCUCAUCUGUUGUGCAUUCUUUAUCAUCUUUGGCAUUCUUGGGGUACAGCUGUUUAAAGGCAAGUUCUUCUACUGCUUCGGCCCUGACGUGAAAAACAUCACCAACAAGUCUGAUUGCCUGCAAGCCAGCUACAAGUGGGUCCACCAUAAGUACAACUUUGACAACCUGGGGCAGGCUCUGAUGUCUCUGUUUGUGCUCGCCUCUAAGGACGGCUGGGUCAACAUUAUGUAUCAUGGCCUGGAUGCUGUGGCUGUGGACCAACAGCCGGUGACCAACAACAACCCGUGGAUGCUGCUGUAUUUCAUCUCCUUCCUCCUCAUCGUCAGCUUCUUCGUACUCAACAUGUUUGUUGGCGUUGUGGUGGAGAACUUCCACAAGUGUCGCCAGCAUCAGGAAGUGGAGGAGGCCAAAAGGCGUGAGGAGAAGCGUCAGCGGCGCAUGGAAAAGAAGAGGAGAAAAGCCCAGAAGCUGCCCUACUUUGCCAGCUAUGGCAAUAUACGCCUGAUGAUCCACACACUGUGCACAAACCACUACCUGGACCUCAUCAUCACCUUCAUCAUCUGCAUCAAUGUCAUCACCAUGUCCUUAGAGCACUUCAAUCAACCUCAUUCUCUGGAUCUCGCCCUGAAGUACUGCAACUAUUUCUUCACCUCCAUGUUUGUGCUGGAAUCAGUGCUCAAACUCAUCGCCUUCGGCUUUCGCCGCUUCUUCAAAGAGAGAUGGAACCAGUUGGACCUCGCCAUUGUGCUUCUGUCAGUGAUGGGGAUCACCCUCGAGGAGAUCGAGAUCAGUGCUGCCCUGCCCAUCAAUCCCACAAUCAUCAGGAUCAUGAGAGUACUGAGGAUAGCACGAGUGCUGAAGCUGCUGAAGAUGGCGACAGGAAUGAGAGCCCUGUUGGAUACAGUGGUCCAAGCCCUGCCUCAGGUGGGUAACCUGGGCCUGCUCUUCAUGCUGCUGUUUUUCAUCUACGCCGCCUUAGGAGUAGAGCUAUUUGGAGAACUUGUUUGCAAUGAAGACUACCCAUGUGAGGGAAUGAGUCGUCACGCUACCUUUGAGAACUUUGGCAUGGCUUUCCUUACCUUGUUUCAAGUCUCCACGGGCGACAACUGGAAUGGCAUCAUGAAGGACACAUUGCGGGAGUGCCCACCAGACCAUAGCACUGAUGUGGACUAUGCCUGCAAUCCUAGCCUUCAGUUUAUCUCGCCCAUGUACUUUGUCUCCUUCGUGCUCACCGCCCAGUUUGUGCUCAUCAAUGUGGUGGUGGCCGUGCUGAUGAAGCACCUGGACGACUCCAACAAGGAGGCCCAAGAGGAGGCGGAGAUGGAUGCAGAAAUUGAGCUGGAGCUGGCCCAGGGCACCCUCUGUUGCAUGGGCGCCCCCAGCUGCGGGGGUGGGAGGGUGGAGAAAGGACUAGUCGCUGCUGGACCUGGAGGCACAGCAGGGGGGAGGGAUAGAGGAGGUCCGAUUGGAGAGAGGGGAGAAGGAGUGAGGAAGAUGCGACAUUCAACAGGCAGUGUGCACCCAGGAGCGUACAGCUCCCAUGACUCCAGCCGGACCCUAUACUCACCAGCACAAGAGAGCCAAUGGCUGGACAGCGUAUCUCUCCUGAUCAAGGAUACAUUGGAGGGGGAGAUGCUGAUGAUCGACAACCUCUCCGGUUCUGUCUUCCACCACUAUUCCUCUCCUCCACCCAUCUGCAAAGAUUGCAGGGGCCACCCACAAGAGCAGAUCAAAAUGGCAGAGAUUGAGCAGGCAUCGCUGAAGUCAGAGCAACUGUCAGACAAGUCCUCAUCCCCCACCCUGCCAGAUGACCUCAGCCUGGACGAACAUACUGCCUACCAGCUGCUGGUGAGAGAGGGCAAGGGAAGGUGCAGCAGUGACUCCCGCAGCUCUGAGGAGGCUGGAGGUGGAGGGAGUCAUGCAGGAGGCCACCAGACUCAAACCGUGGUGCAGAGUCAGGUGCAGGGGUUGGGCCAGCCCUGCCGGGCCCUGAGCACUGGCAUUGAGGUGGAGACUGCACUACAGGAGAUGGAGAUGCAAACACAGCAACCACAUAUGCGUUCACCUCACUGUAGCCCUGAGUUCUUCCACCCUGCAGGAGCAGCCAUCCCAGCACCUCACCGCAGUAGGAGCUUACGGUUGUCGAGGGGCCUUAGACUGACCUCCCCAGACUCCUGGGCUUCACUCCGCUCCCCAGGAGCCCAUAGCAAGAUGCUCUGUACACAGUGUCCAUCCCAUAGUGACUCAUCCCUUGCUACAGGCAGCUCUGAGGGCAGCCUCCAGACCACCCUGGAAGAGGGACUGAGCUUUAGCAUCUCUCCACCACAGAACUUGGAGUUGCCUUUGCCGACAGCUCCCUUACCACUUGUGUGCCCGCUCCCGCUACCUGAAGACGGCACUGCCAUCUCCUCCCCAGUUCAGACCCUGAGACCAAGGCCGAGCCCCUCAUCAGCCCUCACCCUCCAGGCCACCAGGGGCCACCAGCGGAGCCAGAGCAGUGGCCGAGGAAGCACCAGCCCGGGCUACACCCGUGACGACUCAAUUGACCCUUCGGACGAGGACCUGGGCAUAGGUAUUGGAUCGUCAAUUGGUGGCUGUGGCUCCAGCCAAGCGGGCAACAGUGAACACUUGUCAGAGACAUUAAGCAGCUUGUCGCUGACAUCACUGCUGUCGCCCAGCUCCCUGGUGUACCCGGGAGGAGCAGUGAAGAAGUGCAACAGCACAGGCAGCCUGGACCAAGGGGGGAUGCUGCUGUCAUCCCGGGGCAGGGAGGGCCGCAGGGAGAUUCUGGGCUUGGAGCUUAUGGACCCUCAAGGCUUCUUGGCCAACCCCUGGACAGGGGUAUUAGUUGAUACAAGAAGAGGAGAAGGAAGAGUGGAAAUAGGAGAUGGUGAGCAAGGGUUUAAAGGGAAGAGCUCAAGCCAAACAACAGUAGGGCCUUGUCGGAAAAACAGAUGAAACCUACCCACUCUUUCUUUGUCUCUCCAUUCCUUGGAUCUUAACCCAUAGCUGUCCCUCUCACUCUCUCUGCUUCCAUCAGUGAGAGAGAGGCUUGAUGACACAUGAUGUCCCGUAUUCCAAGUCCAAACCCUCAUUUUUCCCCUCAACCCUUUUUGAUACAUUUGUGACAAGCCCAUGUCCUAUUUUGUGCUAGCUAGGGGAGUGGUCUUGGGUAUAGACUGCUGGUGAGGAAGUGGCCCGCAGAGUUAAGGGCUGAAGAUAAAUCCUUAAACACUCUUAGGGGCUGUACCUGUAGGGGAGGACAUGGAAGGUUCUGCUCACAUUGGAAGACCAGGAGGCCCAUUCAUAUCAGGGAGUCAAUAGAAGCAGAGACAAAAGGGCGAAAACUUAAAGACACAAGAAAGAGUCUCGUUGUUGCUCUACUGUUUCCUUUUCCCCGUGUCGGCUUGGGUUCACUGAGGCUGGAAAUGCAAAAAUAGAAGUACCCAAACUGAAAUAGCUAUACAUGCCAACAGAGACUGUUUUGAAUCGUUUUUGUCUCAGAGGCAGUGCAGCGAGUAAGUGGGAGGAGGCACGGAAAUGGCGGAAUAUAUUAAGGCGGAAGGAAGGCUGGGAAAGGAGCAGGCAAGUCAUUUGUUUGGCUCGGAAAGCAGAAAGCGGAUCUAAUGUCCAUCUGUUCUGGCAGACGGAAACAACACAGGUCCUACUCACUCUGGCACAGGACCUUCUGCUGAGUUCAGAGUAAAAUGCAAGGUGGAGGAGAGUUCAAGAGUUUGUGCUCAUAGUGUGUGUGUGAGAGCACUGCCUCAGGUCCAUCCAAGGCAUGAAUUAAAUAAUUCUUAUCACUUCACCAUACCUCUGUGUUUUUGAAACAGGAGAUAGGUAUUGUCUGAUCAAAGCUCUGUGCCUCUGUCAACUGAGUCUUGAGUGGCAGCAGAAAAUGAAAAGAAAUUGACAGACUGCAGCGGUGUAACGUGCAUGGAGUGAUUCGUGAAAUUGGUUCUUUUUUUAUUUCUAUCUCCAGUAUCUUUCACUCAUUCAGAUAUGAAGAAAUAAGUAUGAAAGAGAGCUAGUUUGGAUAGAGCUUUACAAACCCCAUCAGAAGAAACAAAGAUGUGUGCAUGGGGCAGCCUUGUUUGUGCACCAAAACAUGGUUCACAGCUACUUAUAAAUAAAGUGAGACUUCAAGCACACUCCUUUUGACACCACUUCCUCCCACCAUGCUUUAGGAUCUGUGAUGAAUGGACAAACCCACAAGAGUUGCGAGGGACCUUGACUGCAUGAUGGAAUUGCAUUUAACCAAGUUUUUUUAAUCUGUAUACAGAAGUGUAUCAAGAUGUCAAUGUUGGGUAAUAACCAUGUGAUUUCUAUCCCACUAUUUUUGUAGAAAAGAGAUAGGCACAUGCAAGUGUUGCCGUUACUUUGUCCCUAUUUCAUUCAACUCAUACGAUCUCUUUGACUUGUUGUCUAGGACUUUUUGUCUGCCAGUGGCUUCCAGUUUUAUAACAUUUUUUAAGGUGUGGACAGUGUAUAAAACAACGAAGCAAAAAAAAUUUGUGCGCUGAAGUGAUUGUUCCCUCCAGCAAAUUUAUCUUUGGGAACACUGUUUCCUCAUGAUUUUUUUUUUCAAAUGUUGGAGUCCCAUGGGACAACCAGAGAUGAGAAGAGCCAUAUUCACUCAGCACAUGAGGAUCGUUCUAGCUCAUAGACAUUCCUGCUGGCUGCACACAGGCAACUUUGUUUGCUUUUAGCCUCCUAUGCUAAAAAACAUGAAUAGCGUAAACCAUCUCUACGACAACUUUAAUUUGAGAAUUACACCACAACAUAUCGAUUAUGGACACAUUAGUGUUCCUUAAGCAUGGUUUUGGGAUUGCAAUAUAGUAUGCUUUUUCUUGAAAUGACACCCUGAUGCACUCAUCUUCUCUUCCCCAUCUCUUCGCACAUACAGUAUGUUGUAGCAACCCCUUCACACACACACACACACACACACACACACACACACACACACACACCAGUUUGAUAUUCAGCUGACACUAACAAUGAACAAAACUUUGCAUAUUUUAAUGCAAGCUUAUUUUGGCUUUUGCCACUUGAUUAACUACUUCAUCCAAAAAUAAAAUGCUCAUCUUUAAGUCUGAUUUCUGGAGGUUGACUGUUGUAUCCCCAGUGUUUUGAUCAUUACCUUACUUUUUUAAUUUCUAAAAAGAAUGAGAUGAUGUUAGAAAAUUUGAGGGUUUGACCUUUUUAUCAUGCAAAAUCACUUUGAUGACUAUGUUUAAUCACAUGGUGUUGGGUAUUAAUGAGUGAUAGUAAAGACAGUUGUGUGUGAGUUUAUGCUUGUAUGUGUGUGUGUGUGUGUGUGUGUGUGUGUGUGUGUGUGUGUGUGUGUGUGUGUGUGUGUGUGUGUGUGUGUGUGUGUGUGUGUGUGUUUAUGACUUCAGGUGAAGUGAAUGCCUUUUCCUGAAUUUACCUGUUUGUCAGUAAGGAUACCUGAGGUUAAAGGUUGAAGAGGGAAAACAUGAAGCAACAAAGGGCUGUUUUAGCUUCAAAGAUAUAUCCUUCUGUCUUUCUGAGACAAAUCCUUGUGUCAAUGAAGAUGGCAUCAAAGGGUAAAGCCUGACUACGCAGCAAUAAAUGUUCUAUGUGUAUGCCCUGAGUAAAUGAUGUCAAUGUUUUUAUCUCCUCAAAAUACAACAGUAUUCAUUACUGUCUGUUUUUUGCUUCUACUUGUCUGAACUUACAACCAAUCAGAUUGCACCUCUGCCCUCUCGGAGACCGAUCGGUAGAGAGAUAGGCUGCAAUUGGACGACAAUAACAAAUGAGGUUAUUGAACUCAGGUCGGGGGGUAACAACCACUGGUAACAUUUAAAGAUAGCUGUAAAGGUGUGCUCAAAUUGAGCUCGGAGCAAAUUUUCACCAGGCUUUAUUCGCACAAAUUUGACUGCUGGCAGCCAAUGCACCCCACUCCAGAUGUUAGCUUUAACUACCUAACAAUGUGUGUGUGAGCAGCAGUGUGCCUUUGUACUGUGUGUGUGUGUGUGUGUGUGUGUGUGUGUGUGUGUGUGUGUGUGUGCGUGUGCGUGUGAGAAUCUCUGAAUCAGUCUCUAUAUGUUCAUGAAGUACAAUAUGAGUACAAUAGCCUACAUUGAAUUUGUAUGCAAACGUGCCGACUCCUAAAUUUGCUUUGCCUUCAGUCUGAACACACCUUAAGGGUGUACAAUUCACAUUUGUACAUAUCUUUGUAUUUUGAUCUGCAUGUGUGCAUUGCUGCCAGUGACCAUGAUUAUAUCAUUAUUAUGCAUUUCAUAAAAAUGUACAAAGUU